This is a messenger RNA of Tarenaya hassleriana, 2110 nucleotides long. RefSeq names its product endonuclease 1-like. The transcript is spliced from 11 exons. The coding region runs from base 751 to 1662 and encodes 303 amino acids. NCBI's taxonomy places the organism in Eukaryota, Viridiplantae, Streptophyta, Magnoliopsida, Brassicales, Cleomaceae. Gene Ontology annotation, biological process: DNA catabolic process. Gene Ontology annotation, molecular function: nucleic acid binding; endonuclease activity. The record is from RefSeq and is a predicted model, not a curated record.
GGUCAAAACGAGAUGUUUGUCUGUCAUUUUAUUUUAGGGUGAGAAAACACCAAAUAAAACAUCUAAAAUAUUGUUAAUAUUUGAGUUAUUUUUUUUAAUGGGUGAAAAUAAUAAAUAACAUGGAGGUCAGAUCAGUUGGGCCCGGUUUAGACAAUUUAUUGGGCCUAUAAGCCCAAAACAUUAUCAAAGCCCGAUUUUGUUCCUCUGUUUCCUGCACAGGCGUCGUCGAGAUCAUUGAUCAAACCCAAAAUCCUAAUCGGAAUCGUGACGUUCGGAGGAGUAUCGCCAUGGAUAGAGAUUUGGAGUUGGAUGAGGCGGCUCCACCGACUACUGUCCGCCACAUUAAGAAGAGAGCUCUCAAGGACCAAAGGCUCACUGUCUCCUUCAACGAGAAAGAUCUAAGACACGAGCUGGGCAUUUUGUAGUUGGUAUUUGUCAGCGAAGUCAGAUAUGAUCCGCGCAUGUUGUUGUUGUUGUUGUUGCUUUAAUUGGAAAUCGAAGUCAGACAUGGGCUGGAUAUUCUGCCAUUGGUAUUUGGCUGUGAAGAUUCUGAUGAAGAUGGAUGAUCUAGUGUUUUCGGAUUCUUGUGAUUUAGGGAUUUUAUGGAUGGUUCUGCGCAAAGAGAAAGAAGAAGAGGAGAAAGGAGACACGUAUACAGGCGCGUAAAAAGAAGGGAAUAUAAGAGGCAUCUAUACGAGAGGAUUUAGAUUGUACGGGUUAUUUUUUACACAAGAUCGUUGUUUUCAAGAUAUGAGGAUGGUCGGAUUUCGGUUCAGAUCUGUCCUUUUGUUAGGAAUAAUGGUUGUUUGCUCGGUUACGUUGGUCCAAAGUUGGAGUAAGGAAGGUCAUAUUCUGACAUGCCGAAUCGCCCAGAAUCUUCUGGAAUCUGGACCGGCUCAUGCAGUAGAGAAUCUAUUACCAGAUUAUGUGAAGGGAGACUUGUCAGCUCUGUGUGUGUGGCCUGACCAAAUCAGACAUUGGCAUAAGUAUCUUUGGACAAGUUCUCUUCAUUUCAUUGACACACCCGAUAAGGCUUGCACUUACAAAUACUCGAGGGAUUGUCAUGAUCAGCAUGGAUUGGAGGACAUGUGUGUGGAUGGUGCCAUCCAGAAUUUCACCUCUCAGCUUCUGCACUACGGUGAAGGAACAUCUGAUCGUCGACAUAACAUGACAGAGGCCCUUUUGUUCUUGUCACAUUUCAUGGGAGACAUUCAUCAGCCGAUGCAUGUGGGGUUCACAAGUGACGAAGGAGGAAACGCCGUUGAGUUACGGUGGUUUAGGCACAAAUCGAACCUGCAUCAUGUAUGGGACAGAGAGAUCAUCCUCACGGCUUUGGCAGACUAUUACGACAAGAACUUGGACCUCCUCCAAGAAGACAUUGAGAAAAACAUCACCGAUGGAAUAUGGUACGACGAUCUAUCAUCAUGGAAAGAAUGCGACGAUCUCCUCUCUUGCCCGCACAAGUACGCGGUGGAGAGUAUAAACAUAGCUUGUGAAUGGGGUUACAAAGGAGUGAAGUCCGGUGACACGUUGUCGGCUGAAUAUUUCAAAACAAGAAUGCCAAUAGUGAUGAAGAGAGUAGCUCAAGGGGGAGUGAGACUAGCAAUGGUUCUAAACCGGCUUUUUGGCGAGGAGCCUCAUGUCGGCGUUGCAGCCACUUGAUCCCAACAAACAUUUAAUCUAAUUUAAGGGGAUUUGUUUGGUUAAUUAUAAUUAACUCGACACUAAUCACUCUUUUUCUUUUCAAAAUAAACAAGCUUAACUAUAUAUAAACAAGAUUACAAAUCUUUAAUUUCGGAACAUCUGUCUCUCACAUAACAAAAAAAAAUAUAUAUAUGUCUAAGGAAAAUGAGGGGAAGAAGCUUUGGGGCCAUGAAGGUGUCGAGUGGAAGAAAACAUAGAGGCGAAGGAGUGCGCAAAACAAAGGACGAUGGCCACUUUCACUUGCCCUCUCUUCGGGAUCGGACGGCUGAUGUUGCUUCCAUCCCUCCUCCUGCGAUCUCCGCCGUUGAUCAUGCUGACUUUUCUUCUCCCUCCCAUUACUCUCUCUUGUUGACUUCUGAGAUGGUCCAGAGCUAUAAGCCUUUAUUCAAUCUCGUCUCUCUAUAUA